Molecule: messenger RNA, 1728 nt
Organism: Daphnia pulicaria
Lineage: Eukaryota; Metazoa; Arthropoda; Branchiopoda; Diplostraca; Daphniidae
Gene: Fic
Product: protein adenylyltransferase Fic-like
Exons: 3
Coding region: 68-1534 (488 amino acids)
Molecular function (GO): protein binding
Source: RefSeq, a predicted model, not a curated record
CCAGCUGACAGUUUGACGUCAGCCUUGGUUGUGUUUUUGAAACGAUGUAGUAAUCAUUUUAUCUAGCAUGGCUGUAAGUGUAUUUAAAGCAGCCUUGUUACCCCGUUUUAAUUUUCCUUCCACCGAAUAUUGGUUCAGAGGGAACAUGAAUAGUUUAACAUUACUAGCCGUCUUUGCUCUGGGUGUGAUGUUUACGUGUUUUGUGUCGAUGUUGACGUUGUACAUCCAAAAAGAAAUCGGACUUCAAGAAACUGAAAGGAUUACAGAAGAUUUAAUAGCUAAUCGACGAAAAAUUUUAGAAAAAUCUCAGAAGUUUGUGUUGGUCCCUGAUGAAUCUCACUUGUCUGUGGGCAGCGAUACAGAGCUGUCAGUUGAUCCAGCCGUUUAUGUGUCUACUGCUGAGACCUCAGAAAAGAAGAACAGCAAAGAUGCAAAUGUUCUGGAAGCUUUGGGAGCUCUGCAUGCAGCUAUUGAAAUGCAUAAAAGUGGAAAACACUCAAAAGCGAUGAAGCUUUUCAGCCAUGCCCUGGCUCUAAACCCGGAGCAUCCUGACAUCUUGAAUCACUAUGGGGAGUUUUUAGAAGAAACCGAAAGAAAUCUCCUGGAUGCAGACUAUCACUACUCAAGAGCUCUCACCUUCUCUCCAAAUCACAUGAGAGCACUCGAAAAUCAUCAGAGAACCUCCCCCAUAGUCGAUGAAUUAGACAACAAUUUACUUAAAAGGAUAGACCAAAAAAGAGAUGACCUUCUGAACACUCCAGACUCGAGCUCUGGUUUGAGAAGAAUAAAAAAAGAAGCCUAUUUUCAAUACAUCUACCACACAUUGGGCAUCGAAGGCAACACGAUGUCUCUAGCUCAGACGAGAACAAUUGUCGAAACUCGCAUGGCAGUUGGCGGAAAGAGCAUAAUGGAGCACAAUGAAGUCUUGGGCCUCGACGCAGCUUUAAAGUACAUCAACAGCACUCUAGUCCACCGAAUAGGAGCAAUUACCUUUGAAGAUAUUCUCGAAAUCCACCGACGAGUUUUGGGCUUUGUCGACUUGUUUGAAGGAGGUCGACUGAGAUCGACGCAAGUGUUUGUGGGGAAUCAUAUUCCACCAGGUCCCUCAGAGGUCCAACUUUUGAUGAAAGACUUUGUUAGGUGGUUGAAUUCUGCUGAAUCUCUAUCUCAACACCCCAUUCGUUUCGCUGCACUGGCCCACUACAAACUCGUGUACAUUCACCCCUUUAGCGACGGCAACGGACGCACAUCUCGCUUGUUGAUGAAUCUAAUCCUCAUGCAAAGUGGCUACCCUCCAGUCAUCAUUCGCAAACAGGACAGAGCCAAAUAUUACGAUUACCUUCAGCAAGCAAACGAAGGAGAUGUCCGGCCGUUCAUCAGAUUUAUUGCCCACUGUGCAGAGCAUACCCUGGAUGUGUACCUGUGGGCCACAACAGAACACAGGACGAGUAUAGCCGAGUUAGCACAAGAAGGCCAAGAGGACGACGGCAAAACAAUCAUCGUCGAUCAGCAAAACUGUUGCGUGGGCGGCUGAGUAAAAAAAAAUUCUGGUCGUUCCUAUUUAACCAAAAUUUAAAAACCUAAUUCAAAUUCCUCUAUGUGUAAAUACGGAAAACACAUCGCCAUUUUUAAAAACUGGGUUAUAUAGAUUGUGAUCCAAGCGAUUUUCAAAUUAAACGACUAUGGAUGUGCAAUUAAAAAUCAACGUUUUUCGUUCACUCCGAUUAA